AUGCUGUGCACGGACCAGCUGCGCACGGACCAGGACCUCAGUUUUGACCUCUUGUCCCUAGGUUUGAGCCUCGCUCACCAUCGCUUCGUCGCGACACUGGGGAAGCUCUGCGCGGACAAGACGGUCCAUGAAAAACGCACCACUGCGGAAUUCUCCGCGCUGUUCAAAGGUCCGGCAGACCGCUCCGGGUAUGGGGACCUGGAGCUACGCGACAAGUACCUGAGCGGCAUCCCCUCCCGCGUCUACCGCAAAAUCGAGCUCGAGACCUUCACCACGUGGCAAGCAGCUGAGAAGCGCGCCACUGAGGUCGAGCAAAUCCUCGACAUCAGCCGGGCCCGUCGGCCCGAGCUAAAUAACUUCUUCUCGGCCCGAGGUCGAGGGCGCGGAGGGGCACGUGGUGGUGCACCCCAGUCACACGCAGCUUCGGCCAGCAUCAAUGUGGCCGUCGGAAAAGGCAACUUCCCCGGCACAUGCUUCGGCUGUGGGAAGCAAGGGUACCAACGAUUCGAGUGCCCUAAUUGUAAGGACAAACCUUACACAAAACGCGCCGAUGCGCGGGCUAUGGCCGCCUCGGGCUCCACCCAGGCUGCGACAAGCGCCCCCGUCACGACAUCACCCUCGGCAAGUAUAAGUGCCGCUUCAGCGAAAUCCGAGCAAUUGGAGCUGGCGGACUUAAUGGCACAGGUGAAGUCGAUGCGCGAGGAGCUCGAGCACUAUCGAGUGAUGAAGGAGGAGGGUUUUUGA
Postia placenta MAD-698-R-SB12 is the source of this 744-nucleotide messenger RNA. RefSeq lists its product as hypothetical. The transcript has 4 exons. Bases 1 to 744 code for a protein of 247 amino acids. The record is from RefSeq and is a predicted model, not a curated record. NCBI's taxonomy places the organism in Eukaryota, Fungi, Basidiomycota, Agaricomycetes, Polyporales, Adustoporiaceae.